GUUGCUGUUGCUGUUCAACAGGCAUGGCUCGUGUUGGUAAAUUAUCAAACAGCUGCUGCCGAGGAUUUCCUUGAUUAAGGAGCAGAUGGUACUCUUUUUGGACGUGAUACAGUUGUUGCCAUUGAAGACGGGCUGGCGGUGUUCGUUGCUCCAGUCCCCACUCGGAGACCACUCCAGAGAAGACGCCUGAGGGCAGCCACAUUUUCGAGAAAUUUGCUUUUGACAUCGAAGAGACGAGCAGAUGUGACCGGGAGAUGAGU
Messenger RNA from Nannochloropsis gaditana CCMP526, 260 nucleotides. RefSeq lists its product as uncharacterized. The transcript has 3 exons. Bases 86 to 190 code for a protein of 34 amino acids. The record is from RefSeq and is a predicted model, not a curated record.